AUGCAAACAGUUAAUGCCGUGUUCAAAGAGCCAGUGCAGCUAAUUCUGGAGAAAGUCAAGGACGAACCUUUCUUCAGAUGGCCAGGUAAAAUGGCUGGCGACCCUUCGAAAUGCAACCAGAGCCUGUAUUGUCAUUAUCAUCAAGACCACGGGCAUAUCACUGAAGACUGCAGGAAUCUAUGGAACCACUUAGACCAGCUGGUCCGAGAAGGAAAAUUGCAUCAUCUUUUACACCCAUCUAACAGUCAUGCGGGCCAGGCAACGCAGGAGCCUCGGAAAGAUUUAUCUUUAAGACCUCCCACAGGGAUGAUACACGUCAUCCUUGCCGCCCCAGGAAGAACUGACUCGUUUCCUUUUAGGGUACUAUCCGUGGCUCGGCUCCCCGCCGAGGACAAGGAAAAAGAGUUUAAAAGAUUUAAAAAGGGAAGCUCUUUGAUUCUGGGAUUCUCGGAUAAGGAUAAGAAGGGAACUAUUCAACCCCACAACGAUGCUCUAGUGGUUACGCUUAGAAUUGGAGUUUUGAUGUGA
Messenger RNA from Quercus lobata, 528 nucleotides. RefSeq lists its product as uncharacterized. Lineage: Eukaryota; Viridiplantae; Streptophyta; Magnoliopsida; Fagales; Fagaceae. The record is from RefSeq and is a predicted model, not a curated record. The transcript has a single exon. Bases 1 to 528 code for a protein of 175 amino acids.